CCCCUUUUUUUAGCUCUCUGACCUUGUUUCCUAUUCCUUACCCCCUCCUCAUUCUAUUCUAACCACACUGGCUGCCUUAUUCUACAAACACACCAGUCCCUCCUUAUGGGCCUUUGCACUAGCUCCCUCUCGAGGCCUCGACCAGGGCGGGGGAUCAAGUUUGCAAUGGAGGUACCUGCCCUUGGCCAGAAUUGAACCUGGGACCCUUCAGUCUGAGGGCCAAGGCUUUAACCACUGAGCCAAACCAGCUAGGGUGCACUAGCUCCUUCUUAGUAUGCUUUUCCCACAGGUAUCGACAUGGCUAACUUCUCCAGCUGCUUUAAGUCAUUGGUCAAAUAUCACUUUAAUAAAGCCCCGCCAUGACCACGUUCUUUAAAAUUGCAACAUUCCACCCCCUGCCCAUUUCUUACCCCUUCACCUGCUCUGCUUUUUCUCUUUAUGCUAGUAUUUAUCACCUAAUAUCCUAUAUAAAUUACUUAUGUAUAUUACUUGUCUGCCCCCAUUAGAAUAUAAACCCUGUGAGGGCAGGAACCUUUGGUGUUUUAUUUAGUGAAAUAUCUAAAACUGCUUGACACAUAGUAGGCACUCCAUAAAUACUUGUUCAGUGAAUUAAUGGGAAGCUAUUGAAGGUUUUAAAUAAGAAAGUGACAAGAUCAUGUCUUAAAAGAUUGCUUUACCCUAUGAAGAAUGGAUUGUAGAAUGAAUAAUGGAAGUGAGUGAGUUUGGUGAAGGAAGUUUGACUAUGAAGGGGAGGAGAGUGGGUCCUGUGGAGGGGAUUGGAGGAGCAGGACCCUGAGCUCAGACAAUUUGGGAAGAGGGACCAUUCUUUCACAGAAGGGGAGUGCAGAUGGAGACCAUCAUGAAGAAGCCACAAGCAGCUGUGGGAAGUCGUCGCAGGAAAUGGGCAUCUAGCCAGGAAGGAAGGAAGAAACUUGCCCUCAACAGCAGGCAGGCCAAGCCUUCUGUCCCUGAUGGCCAGGCCAGGCAGCAGGAGGUGGUAUUGCAGGCCUCUGUCUCCCGGUACCAUCUAUUCAGAGAUACAGCUGAGGUCACAGCCUUCCGGGAGAGCCUGCUGAGCUGGUACGAUGGAGAGAAGCGAGACCUACCCUGGAGAAGGCGGGCAGAGGAUGAGGUGGACCUGGACAGGCGGGCAUAUGCUGUGUGGGUCUCAGAGGUCAUGCUGCAGCAGACCCAGGUUGCCACGGUGAUCGACUAUUAUACCAGAUGGAUGCAGAAGUGGCCAACACUGCAAGAUCUGGCCAGUGCUUCCCUGGAGGAAGUGAACCAGCUCUGGGCUGGCCUAGGAUACUACUCUAGAGGCCGGCGGCUGCAGGAGGGAGCCCGGAAGGUGGUAGAGGAGCUCGGGGGCCAUGUGCCACGCACAGCAGAGACCUUGCAGCGGCUCCUUCCUGGUGUGGGGCGGUACACAGCUGGAGCCAUUGCUUCCAUUGCCUUUGGCCAGGUAACCGGUGUGGUGGAUGGGAAUGUAAUGCGGGUGCUAUGCCGUGUCCGAGGCAUUGGUGCUGAUCCCAGCAGCACCUUUGUCUCCCAGCAGCUCUGGAGCCUAGCCCAGCAGCUGGUAGACCCAGCCCGGCCAGGAGACUUCAACCAAGCAGCCAUGGAGCUGGGGGCCACAGUGUGCACCCCACAGCACCCGCUCUGCAGCCAGUGCCCUGUGCAGAGCCUGUGCCGGGCACACCAGAGGGUGGAGCGGGAGCAGCUUGUAGCUUCACAGAGCCUGCCAGGCAGUCCUGAUGUGGAGGAGUGUGCUGCCAACACUGGACAGUGCCAGCUGUGCGCACCUCCUACAGAGCCCUGGGACCAGACCCUGGGAGUGACCAACUUUCCCAGAAAGGCCAGCCGUAGGCCCCCCAGGGAGGAGUACUCUGCCACCUGUGUCCUGGAACAGCCCAAGGCCCUUGGGGGUGCCCGAAUUCUGCUGGUGCAGAGGCCCAGCUCAGGUCUGCUGGCAGGACUGUGGGAGUUUCCGUCUGUGACUGUGGAUCCCUCAGGGCAGCAUGAGCACAAGGCCCUGCUGCAGGAACUGCAGAGUUGGGCCGGGCCUCUCCCAGCCACCCGCCUGCAGCACCUUGGGCAGGUGGUCCACACCUUCUCUCACAUCAAGCUGACCUAUCAAGUAUAUGGUCUGGCCCUUGAAGGGCAGGCCCCAGUGACAAUCACACCACCUGGCGCUCGCUGGCUGACCCGGGAAGAGUUUCACACCGCAGCUGUCUCCACCGCCAUGAAAAAGGUGUUCCGCGUGUACGAGGGCCAACAGCCAGGGACCUGCAAGAGUUCCAAAAGAUCCCAGGUGUCUACUCCAUCCAGCCGGAAAAAGCCCAGCAAAGGCCAGCGAGUCCUGGAUAGUUUCUUUCGGCCUCACAUCCCCACUGAUGCACCUAGACUCAACAGUAUGGCCCAGUGACACCUCUGGAAGGCCCCCUCCCCUUGAGAAUGAUGUUGUUUAAUAAAGUGCUUAUUUUUAUA
Miniopterus natalensis is the source of this 2487-nucleotide messenger RNA. NCBI's taxonomy places the organism in Eukaryota, Metazoa, Chordata, Mammalia, Chiroptera, Miniopteridae. The record is from RefSeq and is a predicted model, not a curated record.